AGCUCGCUCCUGAGCCAAGCCGGCUCCAUCCAGACUCCGGGCAGCCUGCACCCUGGCCUGGCCCUGAAGAUCCCCUGCCAGGUCGGGGGCCUCCGCCCCUCCCACGCCUUGUCAAGCGCCCACCUCAGAGCAUGCCCGAGAGCCCCUGGUACUGGGGAGCUCGGAGAGGGAGCCCCCAGGCUAGAGCUGAGACCGCUCCGAGCACGGAAAGAACCCCCGCCGGAACUCCGCAGCUUCUGGAACUGGCGGCUCAGCGAGUCUCCGGGUCGUCCUUCCCUCCUGCAGCCGGCUGUGGGCAGGAAGCUUCAGAGCCCAGGGUCCGGCCUAGGCGUUCGGCAAGGGUGAGGCCUGGCGACCCCUGCGCCAGCGCGGACCCGGGCACCCAGCCUACGCCGCGGAGCAUCUGUUGCCUGGCUGCCCGACCCGCGAGCCGUGCGGCGGGAGGGCAGGGGCGUCGGAGAGGAGCAGCGCCCCCUGCGGCCGGCGUGGAGGCGGUAGGGGCUGCGCGGAGGGGGACGUUCCCCAAGGAAGGGUCCCAGGCCGCGCCCGCCCCGCGUGGGGGCAGAGCCCUGAUUUGUGCAGCAGGCGGCUUCUCCCCCGGGACGGCGAGGAGCGCGGCGGUGGCGCACUGAUGGGAGGGGACCUCGGCGGUGACCUCAGGGGCGCCCCACCCCCGGCUCCUGACACCCGGCGGGGCUCGGGCGAGGGGAGGCCGCUUGGCGGCGCCUGCCCCCGCACGCCGGGUUCAUUGGAGGCGUGACGGAACCCCCGACGCCCGGGGGCCUGGCGAGGCGCGCGCCGGGUCUGGGCGCGGGCAGGAGCGCCCUCCGCCGCCUUUAAAGCGGGCGCCCCCGGCCGCCCCCCCCCCCCAGCCCCACCCCGCGGCGCGGCCCCGCCCCCUCAUGCAUAUGCAGGUACGCGGGUGACGAAUGGGCGAGCGAGCUGUCAGUCUCGUCCCGAACUUGUUGGCUGCGGGCGCCGGGAGCGCGGGCGCGCAGAGCCGAGGCCGGGACCCGCCGCCGCCGCCGCCGCCGCUGCCGCCGCCGCCGCCGCCGCCGCCGCCGCUGCCGCCGCCGCCGCGAGGAAGGGAGCCGGGCUGGAGAACCGCUGCCUGCGAGCCGGAGCCGCCGCCGCCGCCCCGCACGCCCGCCGCCCAGGCCCGCGUCCAGGCCGGCGCCCGCAUCGCCGCCCCGACCCCGCCCGCCACCGCCGCCGCCGCCGCCGCCGCCGCUGCCGCCGCCGCCGCCGCUGCUGUUGCCGGCGCUCGGAGGGCGGGCAGGCGGGCUCGGGAGGGGCCGGCGCGGGCCGGGGCGGCGGGCGCGGCGCGGGGGGGAUCCGGGACGGCGAUGCGGGCGCAGGCCCGGGGGCGACUGCCGGGGCGGCUGCUGCUGCUGCUGGCGCUCUGCGUGCAGGCGGCACGGCCCAUGGGCUAUUUCGAGCUGCAGCUGAGCGCGCUGCGGAACGUGAACGGGGAGCUGCUGAGCGGCGCCUGCUGUGACGGCGACGGCCGGACGACGCGCGCGGGGGGCUGCGGCCACGACGAGUGCGACACGUACGUGCGCGUGUGCCUCAAGGAAUACCAGGCCAAGGUGACGCCCACGGGGCCCUGCAGCUACGGCCACGGCGCCACGCCCGUGCUGGGCGGCAACUCCUUCUACCUGCCGCCGGCGGGCGCCGCGGGGGAUCGGGCGCGGGCACGGGCCCGGGCCGGAGGCGACAAGGACCCCGGCCUCGUCGUCAUCCCCUUCCAGUUCGCCUGGCCGCGCUCCUUCACCCUCAUCGUGGAGGCCUGGGACUGGGACAAUGACACCACCCCGGAUGAGGAGCUGCUGAUCGAGCGGGUGUCGCACGCGGGCAUGAUCAACCCCGAGGACCGCUGGAAGAGCCUGCACUUCAGCGGCCACGUGGCGCACCUGGAGCUGCAGAUCCGCGUGCGCUGCGACGAGAACUAUUACAGCGCCACGUGCAACAAGUUCUGCCGGCCGCGCGACGACUUCUUCGGCCACUACACCUGCGACCAGUAUGGCAACAAAGCCUGCAUGGACGGCUGGAUGGGCCAGGAGUGCAAGGAGGCGGUGUGUAAACAGGGGUGUAAUCUGCUCCACGGGGGGUGUGCCGUGCCCGGGGAAUGCAGGUGCAGCUACGGCUGGCAGGGGCGGUUCUGCGACGAGUGCGUCCCAUACCCUGGCUGUGUCCACGGCAGCUGUGUGGAUCCCUGGCAGUGCAAUUGUGAGACCAACUGGGGCGGUCUGCUCUGCAACAAAGACCUGAACUACUGCGGCAGCCACCACCCUUGCACCAACGGGGGCACGUGCAUCAACGCCGAGCCCGACCAGUACCACUGCGCCUGUCCCGAUGGCUACUCGGGGAAGAACUGUGAGCGGGCCGAGCACGCCUGUGCCUCCGACCCGUGCGCCAAUGGGGGCUCUUGUCACGAGGUGCCCUCUGGCUUCGAAUGCCACUGCCCAUCAGGCUGGAGCGGGCCCACCUGUGCUCUCGACAUCGACGAGUGUGCCUCCAACCCCUGCGCGGCAGGGGGCACCUGCGUGGACCAGGUGGACGGCUUCGAGUGCAUCUGCCCCGAGCAGUGGGUGGGGGCCACCUGCCAGCUGGACAUCAAGGACUGUCGUGGGCAGUGUCAGCACGGUGGCAUCUGCAAAGACCUGGCGACCGGCUACCAGUGUGUGUGCCCACGGGGCUUCGGCGGCCGGCACUGUGAGCUGCAGCUGAACUCGUGUGCCAGCAACCCCUGCCAUGGUGGCCUCUGUGAGGACCUGGGGGACGGCUUCCGCUGCCGCUGCUCCAAGGGUACCUCGGGGCCGCUCUGCGAGGUAGACAUAGACUUCUGUCAGCCCAGCCCCUGCCAGAACGGAGCUCGCUGCUACAACCUGGAGGGCGACUAUUACUGCGCAUGCCCUGACGACGUGGGCGGCAAGAACUGUUCUGUGCCCAGGGAGUCGUGCCCGGGCGGGGCCUGCAGAGUGAUCGAUGGGUGCGGGUUCGAGUCGGAGUCCAGCGUGGCGGGCAGGGCCCCUUCUGGUGUAUGUGGUCCCCACGGACACUGCGUCAGCCUGCCUGGGGGCAACUUCUCCUGCGUGUGCGACAGCGGCUUCACGGGCGCCUACUGCCAUGAGAACAUCGACGAUUGCCUGGGUCAGCCGUGCCGCAAUGGGGGCACGUGCAUUGAUGAGGUGGACGCAUUCCGCUGCUUCUGCCCCAGCGGCUGGGAGGGCGAGCUCUGUGACACUAAUCCCAACGACUGCCUUCCCGAUCCCUGCCACAGCCGCGGCCGCUGCUACGACCUGGUCAACGACUUCUAUUGCGCCUGUGAUGACGGCUGGAAGGGCAAGACCUGCCACUCGCGCGAGUUCCAGUGCGAUGCCUACACCUGUAGCAACGGUGGCACGUGCUAUGACAGCGGGGACACCUUCCGCUGUGCCUGCCCCCCGGGCUGGAAGGGCAGCACCUGCAACAUAGCCGAGAACAGCAGCUGCCUGCCCAACCCCUGCGUGAACGGGGGCACCUGCGUGGGCAGCGGGGACUCCUUCUCCUGCAUCUGCCGGGACGGCUGGGAGGGCCGCACCUGCACGCACAAUACCAACGACUGCAAUCCCCUGCCUUGCUACAACGGUGGUGUCUGCGUUGACGGGGUCAACUGGUUCCGCUGCGAGUGUGCCCCUGGCUUCGCGGGUCCCGACUGCCGCAUCAAUAUUGACGAGUGCCAGUCCUCGCCUUGUGCCUACGGGGCCACAUGCGUGGAUGAGAUCAACGGCUACCGAUGCAGCUGCCCGCCAGGCCGGGCCGGCCCACGGUGCCAGGAGGUGAUUGUCUUUGGGAGGUCCUGCUGGUCACAGGGUGUACCCUUCCCACACGGGGGCUCCUGGGUGGAAGAUUGUAACAGCUGCCGCUGCGUGGACGGUCGCCGGGACUGCAGCAAGGUGUGGUGCGGGCGGAAGCCUUGCCUGCUGGCCGGCCGGCCCGACACCCUCAGCGCCCAGUGCCCGCCAGGGCAGCGGUGCCAGGAGAAGGCCCCCGGCCAGUGCCUGCAGCCACCCUGCGCGGCGUGGGGCGAGUGUGGCACCAACGAGCCCCUGCUGCCCACUACCCUGUGCUUGCCGCGCUCCAGCCACUUGGACAACAACUGUGCACGCCUCACUUUGCACUUCAAUCGCGACCAAGUGCCCCAGGGCACCACCGUGGGCGCCAUCUGCUCCGGGAUCCGCGCCCUGCCCGCCACAAGGGCGGUGGCCCGUGACCGCCUGCUGGUGCUGCUCUGUGACCGGCCGUCUUCUGGGGCCAGCGCAGUCGAGGUGGCUGUGUCCUUCAGCCCCGCGAGGGACCUGCCCGACAGCGGCCUGAUCCAGAGCACGGCGCACGCCAUCGUAGCCGCCAUCACCCAGCGGGGCAACAGCUCGCUGCUGUUGGCGAUCACCGAGGUCAAAGUGGAGACGGUGGUCGUGGGCGGCUCUUCCGUGGGUCUGCUAGUGCCGGUGCUGUGCGGCGUGUUCAGCGUGCUGUGUCUGGCGUGUGUGGUCGUUUGCGUGUGGUGGACCCGGAAGCGCAGGAAAGAGCGGGAGAGGAGCCGGCUGCCGCGGGAGGAGAGCGCCAACAACCAGUGGGCCCCUCUCAACCCCAUCCGCAACCCCAUCGAGCGGCCGGGCGUCGGCGGCCACAAAGACGCGCUGUACCCGUGCAAGAACUUCACGCCGCCGCCGCGCCGGGUGGGCGAGCUGCUGCCCGGGCCGGCGGGCUGCAGGGCAGGCGGGGGGGAGGACGACGACGACGAGGAGCCCGGCCGUGCCGAGGGUGACUGCCUGGAGGCCGAGAAGUUCCUCUCCCACAAAUUCACCAAAGACCCCAGCUGCUCGCCCGGGAGGCCGGCCCGCUGGGCCUCGGGCCCCAAAGUGGACAACCGCGCGGUCAGGAGCGCCAGUGACUCGCGCCACGCCGGCCCGGAGUAGGGCGGAGGCCAGCCCUUGGGGCGCGACCGGGACCCUUCACCGGGCGCCACACCACCCGCCAGAUGGAAGGAGGCCCAGGCCGUGUGCAUAGUUUCUUUAUUUUGUGUAAAAAAACACCAAAAACCAAAAACAAAUGUUUAUUUUCUACGUUUCUUUCACCUUGUAUAAAUUAUUCGAUGACCGUCAGGCAGAGAACAAUGGAGUAUUCUCGGAUAGUUGCUAUUUUUGUAACGUUUCUGUGUGUCGCACUCGCUGUGUGGCAGGAGAGAGCAAAGGGUGUCUGUGUCCUCACCAAAUUGUCUGUUCGUUAGCAGAGGUGGUGCACUGUUUACAGAAUCUUCCUUAUUAUUCCUCAUUUGGCGUUCUCGGUGGCUCCAGGCCAAAGAGCCAGUGGGACCUGUGGCUGUUGAUGUGGCCCAUGGCGUUGGUGGGACAACCCACGGCCGUUGGCGUGCCUCAUGGCAUUGGUGGGACCCGCGGUGACACAACGGCCCGUGGCCGUCGGUGGGACCACCCGUGGCUCUUGGCGUGGCUCGUAGUUGUUGAUAUGGCCUGAGGCUGUCCGUGGGACCCGUGGCUGUCGGUGGGACCCCCUGUGGCUGACAGCGCAGCCCGUGGUUGUCGGUGUGGCCUGAGGCUGUCGGUGGGACCCGUGAUGUGCGGCGUGGCCCGUGGCUGUCGGUGGCGCCUGUGGCGGUCAGUGGGGCUUGAGGUCAGCAGAGGCCUGCGUUCGGCAGGGCCGGGGCCCCGGGGGCAGACCCCGGUUGGCUCCCUGGCCGGCCCCUCCUGCCCGCCGACCUCGCCUACUCCUGCCUGGAGCGCUCGCUGUAGAGAUCUCUCAACUGUGUUUUCGGAAGUGCCCUUCCCGACUGCUCUGUUGUCCCUGGGACGGGGGCAGCGUCGAAGCUCACGACAAGUGCCUUCACACAGACUCUCCCCUCGCAACGGUCCGCGUCUGCCGUGGACUCCAGGCUGCUGCCCACCUGCCGGCCCCGGCCCCCCUCCUCGUGAAAGUGCAUUUUUGUAAAUAUGUACAUAUUAAAUGAAUCACUCUGUAUAUUUGAUUUAAUAACUUAAA
Molecule: messenger RNA, 6039 nt
Organism: Neofelis nebulosa (Clouded leopard)
Lineage: Eukaryota; Metazoa; Chordata; Mammalia; Carnivora; Felidae
Gene: JAG2
Product: jagged canonical Notch ligand 2
Exons: 27
Coding region: 930-4961 (1343 amino acids)
Biological process (GO): heterophilic cell-cell adhesion; cell communication; Notch signaling pathway
Cellular component (GO): protein-containing complex; plasma membrane
Molecular function (GO): Notch binding; calcium ion binding
Source: RefSeq, a predicted model, not a curated record